This is a messenger RNA of Rhinichthys klamathensis goyatoka, 1131 nucleotides long. RefSeq lists its product as uncharacterized. The transcript is spliced from 13 exons. Gene Ontology annotation, molecular function: protein binding; cysteine-type peptidase activity. Lineage: Eukaryota; Metazoa; Chordata; Actinopteri; Cypriniformes; Leuciscidae. Gene Ontology annotation, biological process: proteolysis. The record is from RefSeq and is a predicted model, not a curated record. Bases 499 to 1104 code for a protein of 201 amino acids.
AGUCGAAAUGGAUGAUGAGCCAAGUACAGACAAGGCGUCUGUGACAUGGCUGAAGGAUGUAAUGCCCAACAAGACCGGCUGGGAGCAACCAUUCAGUGAAGAAAAGCUCACACGUGUUUUGGACACAAAGCAAAAUGGGAGUGAACAUGUGGCACGUGUUUAUUCUACAACCCUGAUGCGAAAAGAUUUUCAGACCUUGGGAUUGGAACGCAAUGUGGAGGCAACAAUUCUGAAUUGCUGUUUCAAGAAAAUUGAAGACCUCAGCAAAUUGCAGGGCAUCCAAGUCUGGACGUCUAACAGCUAUGUGAAUGCAACACUGAUUCCCCCACUUUGUGCAGAUCCCAUGUUACAUAUCCCUGUUGAUGCUUCCACAAAAGACUGCAUUCUAUUUCCAUCGUGGAUCAAGUCACACUGGAUGCUGUGUGUAAGAGGGUUGCUCAGACUGUCAUCCCUGGCCAUUGGACUGAGAUCUCCUGUAAGGAUCUUCCAGAGAUUCCAAUGCAGCAUUUCUCCAAUAAUUGUGGGGUCUUUGUGCUCAUGUAUGGCCUGUACAUUUCUCUGGGGGUGGCUUUUGACUUUUCUGAGGCUAAUAUGUCAAGAAUAAGAAAAUGGUGGUGUGUACUGCUACUUGAAGACUCGGGGUCUCCUACAGAUCGGAAAAGGCACAGAAAAGAUGCGGAGGUUGAAGGCCCGUGUGAAGUCAAAACUGCCAUGGACCCAACAGGAGGCCUUGCUGAUCUACCACCAGAGGUACUCAGUCACAUUCUUCUAGAUGUCGUUUAUGAAGAAGGAGACAAAGCCUUUCACACUCUGUCACUAGUGUGCAAAAAGUUUAAUGAGACCGUCCACUAUCCAGGUUUCCUAAAAAAAGCUCACUUUGCCUGGCUGGACAGUGUCGUUGACUGGAAGUCAGUCAAUCCGGAUGUGAGGGAGGAAUAUAGGGUGGCGUUUAAGCUCACCAGAUGUGAUGCCUGUGGAUUCCUCUACAAAAACACCACUGGAUAUUGCGGCAAUGGAAAGAAGGGGGUCUUUACUGCGUUCUAUUCAGAUAGACAAUUUGAUGGCUUCUGUUCUAUGGACUGCUACUAUAGUAGGAAUGAGUAAUAGAGGAGUGAGUAACAGAGGAGUGAG